Molecule: messenger RNA, 2820 nt
Organism: Rhizoctonia solani
Lineage: Eukaryota; Fungi; Basidiomycota; Agaricomycetes; Cantharellales; Ceratobasidiaceae
Product: Helicase conserved C-terminal domain
Exons: 11
Coding region: 1-2820 (939 amino acids)
Molecular function (GO): ATP-dependent chromatin remodeler activity; ATP binding
Source: RefSeq, a predicted model, not a curated record
AUGCAAAAGGUCGACAGCAAACUGGAAGAUGCUCAAAGGCUCAGAUCCCCCAAGGCAUUGUGUGACGCAACAAGGGCUUUGACUGAUUGGCAGAAGAUAGCAAUAGGGACAAAGGAGGUUGAUGAGCUUCACUUCCUGUCCAGGGAACGUACACUGAAGCAGUUAUGGUCAAGUCUUGGGUUUGGAAGUCUUGAGGAUGAUCUGACGGCGUCAAAAUCUAAAAGCAAGUCAACUCAAGAUGGUCCAAGCAAAGAAGAAAUGCAGGCUGCCUAUGCUUACUAUGUUGAGGAGUACUGCUAUGGAGUUGGCUGUCUUGACAAGUCCAAGCUUCCUAUCCCUACAGUUGGUGUCUCUGGUCUCCACAGUUUGGUGGAUGGGUGCAAGGAUAUUGGGGUAUUGCAUCUCAAGUCCUUGUCCACGGAGGCUCUGUGGGCCCAGCUAGGACUGCCAGGUGUGGAUCAGUUCCCGUUUGCAGAGCCUGGCACUGGUGAAAGCGCCAAAGACAUGGCUCCACUGGCCAAAACUUGUGCGGUGCCGUUUUGGCAUCAAGUGGUAGGCACUCUCAGAAUCUUGGAAGGCGCUUUCACACAGAGAGUGGGCAAUUGCGCCCAACCAACUUUACUGUGCAACAAUGUUGGACUUGGAAAGACGGUGCAAAUCAUUGGGGUCAUUAGCAUGAUCCAACAUUACUAUAAGCAACAGGAACUGCCAGCCAAAGAGCGUCUUGCAACACCCAUGUUUAUCCAAGAGCAAAGCUCGCCAUACUUUGCAGGCCAAAAGACCAUACCAAAUUUGCCAUCAAUUGUCAUUACUCCGCGGACACUUGGCAAUCAAUGGAUGGAGCAAUGGAAGAAGUUUACCCAGCUUGGUAGUUUUGUUCCUGUCCGGUACUCAGUUGAGAGCGGCACCCUUGAGAGCUUCUGCAGUGACCCAACAGGUCCAUACUGCGCUGCAGCUGGACAAGACUUGGAGCAUGCAGGGCGAGUGGUUAUCAUUGCAGACCUAUUGGCUAUUGCAAAGGAAGCAAAACGGUGCUUACAGCUCCCUCCUGCAUUCAAGGGCAGGGAUCAGCAAUGCAGGCUCACUCUUUGGAAUGCGCUUUGGGUGGCAGCUGUGGACAAGAUACACAAUCUCCAAAACAGCAGUCACACUCAACAAGGGGUUCAGCUCAUUACUCAGUCCUUGUCCUUGGUGAUUGGAGCAACCGCCACACCAUUGUUUACGUUGCUCAAAUGCCUGCUUGCUCUUGGACGGAACCUGCGCUACCUGCCAUUGCUUGGUGAGCAAGGAGUUCAGGUCUGGAACAAGAUGCAGGAAAUGCUGUCAACUGGUAAUGAAAGUUGGAGGCUUACAAGCACAGCGGUAAUUCAAGCCACAGUAGAAAGGGAGCUUCAAGCGGCACUUUUACUUGGCAAAAUUCCCUUGUACAACCCCCGCGCUGCUAAGAUCAAGGAAGAACUGGAAAGCAAGUACCAGGCUGAGGACCAGCGGAGCAUCCUCCAUAUGAUUCAUGUCUCAAAGCAGCCACUAAACAUGUUGCGCUUGCUUCUUCUCCCCAUCAUGAUUUGUCGCACAAAUGAGUCCUUAGACUAUUUGGGCAGACAAAUCUUGGAUCUCCCGUUUGUACAGAAGUUCAUUGCUUGGGCACCCAUGAAUGAAGAAGAGAAGGAAAUGCAACGGGUCAUCAAUCAAGAGCACACACAGCAGAAGAGCAAAAAAACAAAACUGGCGCAAAAGGCUAAGGCUGCCAAGAGACAAAAAAGAAAGCAAGCGCAGGACAAUGUGGGUGACAAUGAGGAUGAGGAUGUAGAUGAGAAUGCAUGGAAUGGGUCUCAGGCACAGGGGGAGGUGGAACGGAGCAAUUGCAAGAAUGUCAGGUGGCAUAACUUCCUGAUAGAACAGAAGUUUGCUGGUAUGCUGGCUAAGCUGGGAGCGCUACGGCUGGAAGAGCAGGCUCAGGAGCUUGAUCAUGGUACCUUGACAAACAAAGUCACCGACGACUGGACAGUGGAGAAUCCGCCCCAGAAGAUGUCCACAAGGAUGCAAUGUGUCAUGGGAUUGAUUGAGUGGUUCUGGAUUGGCAACCCCAAACCCGUUGCAUUGCUUGAGGAUGGUACACUAGAUAAAGCAAGGCUUGUGCAAGAACCUUUGCCCAGCAAGAAGCCGCGGAAGUUUCUCAUAUACGUCAAAUUUCAGCAGCACCAAGCACUCAUUGCAAAGAUGCUCACUCUCAAAGAAAAAGACUAUGUGACGUACAACAGCUCUAUGGCUACCACCAAGCGUCAACGGUCUGUUGAGAAGUUUGCCAAUGACCCAUCAUGCCAAAUCAUGAUCAUCAGCAAUGUAGGCUCAGCUGGUCUCAACUUGGUGGAAGCCUCAGUUGUGAUCAUUGUAAGCAGUGUUUGGUCUGGGCUUGAGCUUGACCAAACCACGGGUUGCGUUGAUUGCCCUGGGCAGCUGCAAGAUGUAGCUGUAUACAACAUCAUGGCGCCAGAGGGAAUUGAUCUGGCCCUGAAUGUUUACGCAGAUAGUAAGGCACAGCUCUCUAACCAUUUCCUGAGCUUGCAAAGAACCUUGCAAACUGUGUACUCGGAAAUUGCUCAGCCACACUCCAAUGAUCACGAUGAGCUUGACUUGGAGGAGAUCCCUGCAGUCCCUUCAACAAAGGGUACAAAACCAUCCACUUCCAAAGCUGGGCCACACAAGAGAAAAAGCCAAAAUGAACAAUGCUCUCAAGAUGCAAAUGCUGUUCAAAAGCUAGCCCUAGCCAAGGCACUGGGAUCACAGGUUUCUGGUGCUCCCUCAAGCAAUUUGUCCUAG